AUGCCUCAACUGAAGAUAUCGCUCGACGAUGAACAGCAUACCUUUGAGGCUGAUAUCGCUGCUAUUGAAAAGCAAUGGAAUUCUCCCCGUCAAGCGCAUUUGAAACGGCCGUACACUGCUCGUGAUAUUGCUGCCCUCAGAAAUUCUAUAGAUGCUACAUCGCCCCUCUCAUCGAUGCAAGCUAUCAAGCUCUGGGCCCAACUGCGUGACCACCAAAAGAAUGGCACAGCAGAACUAACAUUUGGAACCACGGAUCCAACCGUAGUUUCCCAGAUGGCCAAGACACAGCGGACGGUCUAUGUCUCAGGUGCCCUUUGCGGCUUCUCCGAGGUAGCCAUCCCAGGAAUGGACCAUGCCGAUUAUCCUUGGGACACUGUUCCCAAGGUUGUCAGCAAGAUUGUCAAGUCGCAACUAUGGCACGAACAACGGCAACGCCAGUUUCGCUUGUGUCACCCUAAAGAGAAGAGAGACGCACUUGAGAACUGGGACUACCUUGCUCCAAUCAUUGCAGAUGGCGACAUGGGCUUCGGCAGCUUGACUAGUACGAUGAAGAUGGCUAAGGAGUUCGUCGACGCAGGGGUCGCAAUGAUACACAUUGAUGACCUGGCCAUCGGAAUGAAAAAGUUUACCGUCGGUCAAGGACGUACCAUUGUCCCAUUCAGUGAGUAUAUAGAUCGCCUGCGAACUGUCCGUAUGCAGUUUGAUAUCAUGGGGGCCGAAACCUUGCUCUUGUGUCGCUGCGAUACCGACCAUGCAGAAUUCAUCACUAGCGUCAUCGAUGAGCGAGAUCAUGAGUAUGUCGUUGGCGCUACAGUUACCAUAGAGCCCCUGAAGGACUACCUUUAUAAAGCGCAGGCCCAAGGAAAAGAUGUCGUGGCCGCACGUGAGGAAUGGAAGUCUAAGGCCUGUCUCAAAACAUAUGACGAGGCAGUCCAGGCUGUAGCCUCUGAAAGUGAAUUUUCAGCCUACAUAGCAUCCGUCAGAAACGCAAAGUUCUGUUCACUCUUAGCACGACGGCAGAUUGCGGCCGAUACGGUCAAGCAGGAUGUCAUUUUCGAUUGGGAACUACCUCGCUCGGCCAUAGGCCAGUACAUGUUCCAGCCCUGCGUCAAGGCCAUUGUUGAGCGCGCCAUUGAAGCAGCUCCACUGGGCGAUGUGACUUGGUCGCGCAUGGACACGCCGGUAUGGGAGGAUAUUGUCGACUUCCACUAUAAGGUCCGGAAGGUGUUUCCAGAUCGAAUGUUUGCUUUUGGAUACACGGGCCAGUUUGACUAUGAAGCUGCGGGAUUCUCGGCCGAACAGGUCAAGACUAUCCACAAAGAUCUAGCUAAGCUCGGUGUAUGUUGGCAGGUCCAGCCUAUAUGGAGUCUGCAGGGCCUGAAUAUGGAGGCGGAGAAGUUUGGUAAACUCUGGGCUGAAGAGGGGAUUGCAGGGUAUAUCCGGGACAUACAAGGGCCUGCUUUAUCUAAGAAACCUAUGGUUGACGGAUUUGAGAAGCUUGAAUGGUGUGGAGGCUACUUGGCAGACGCUUUCUUUGACACCGUCGCUGGACAGUCGAUUGCAAACUGA
Messenger RNA from Fusarium mangiferae, 1569 nucleotides. RefSeq names its product putative Mitochondrial 2-methylisocitrate lyase. The transcript has 2 exons. The record is from RefSeq and is a predicted model, not a curated record. The coding region runs from base 1 to 1569 and encodes 522 amino acids. Lineage: Eukaryota; Fungi; Ascomycota; Sordariomycetes; Hypocreales; Nectriaceae. Gene Ontology annotation, molecular function: isocitrate lyase activity. Gene Ontology annotation, biological process: carboxylic acid metabolic process.